This is a messenger RNA of Rubroshorea leprosula, 1165 nucleotides long. Lineage: Eukaryota; Viridiplantae; Streptophyta; Magnoliopsida; Malvales; Dipterocarpaceae. The record is from the annotation of a GenBank genome assembly.
GGGCCUCUCCUUCGGGUUUCCUCUCCGGCUGCGGAGCCCCCCUCCUCUUUCUUGUUCCUCGUUUCUCCACCGUCGGACUGUGCACCUACAGAUCCGGGUUAGGCGCGCCAUCAACCCCUGUUUCCUCUAGGGUUUUUCUCUGUAUCUGCAGAUCUGAUUAGGCAAGGCAGAUUCUUCUCCAUCACCCUGUGUUUGCCACUGCAACAGCAACCCACCAUGGCAGAGGAUAUUGGGUCUAUGCUCAGCCAAAUUCGAAUUGCAGAGAAGGACGAUGGGAUUCUUCCCCUACAUACGAUGUGGAAGCAGAAUGAAGCUAAUGUGGGUAGGCUGCGGCUGGUCGGGAAACUGCUAUCCCGACGGCGGAUUAACCUUAAUGGCUUACAUAAUGCUUUAAUGGCCUCUUGGAACCCUAAGCACGCUUUCAAAAUUUUCAAGAUUGGUGAAAAAAUUUAUCUUUUUCAAUUUUCUGAUAUCGGAGAUCUCAACAAAGUCAUCCAUAGGGGCCCUUGGAACUUUAGUAACUCACUACUCAUCCUCAAAAGAUUUCAGGCCUCCCUAACUCCAGAGCAGUACAAUUUCUCUACAAACCCUUUUUGGGUCAGGAUCUUCGAUGUCCUGGUGGGGUUGCAUUCUGAGCAGACUGGUUUCAUGAUUGGAAGCUCUUUAGGAAGAGUCCUGGAGGUGGAUGAGGGAUUCAAGAAAGCCAUUAGAGUUCGAAUCGAAUAGGACAUCAAGAACCCACUGCGAAGGUUCAAGACUUCGCAACUUACUGUUACCGAAAGUAGGAACCUCAGGAUUAAAUAUGAAAGACUUCCAGAGUUUUGUUUUGUAUGUGGGUGCUUGGGUCAUGUUGAGAGUGAUUGUGAAAUUACUCACUGUAUUAAAGAUGUAGGUGGUAAGAUUAUCUAACAUUUUGGUAGUUGGUUAAAGGCUGAAUUUGAGAACUCAUGGUGUCUGGAUGACUUUGCUAUUUUGGAUGAUUCGCUCUCCAAAAAUACCCAGUUUUUGGGGGCUGCUAGGCGAGCAGAUGACCCACAGCAGUCUGCAUAUGUAGAAAUCCAAACCCCUCCAAAUUUGCCCCUUUGUGGAAGCCAAGUGGUGAGUGGUAACAAGGAUACCGGGCAGGUCGAGGGGGGAAACAUAGAGAAUGGUACAACUGACAUGG